GUCACGUGAUCAAAUCAAGAUGGAGGGUGGUCCUCAAGCUCAGAUCAAACCAGCUGCUGGAAAUGUUGGCAGCGCUCGAAAACCUGUUCUUAUCAACAAAUUGGAGGGUUGUCCUGAUGAAAUAAACCAGGCUGUAAUUAUCCCGCGUGAGGACGGAGUAAUUAGUGUCUGUGAUGAUAGGACUGUGCGAGUUUGGUUGAAAAGGGAUACUGGUCAGUACUGGCCAAGUAUCUGCCACAGUAUGCCAGUUGCCCCAACAUCCCUGGAUUACAACUCGGAAUCACGAAGACUGUUCAUUGGUCUUGACAGUGGCACUAUUAAUGAAUUCACUUUAAGUGAGGACUUCAACAAAAUUUCACACACCAGAACAUACCUAGCCCACCAAAGCCGAGUUACCAGUAUCUUUUUCGCUCUACAUUGUGAAUGGAUGAUGAGUACCUCAAGAGAUAAAUAUUUCCAGUGGCAUUGUUCUGAGACAGGGCGGCGUCUUGGUGGCUACCAGACAUCAGCUUGGUGUACAUGUUGCCAAUUUGACAUUCAGUCACGUUACGCUUUUGUAGGUGACUAUUCUGGCCAGAUUUCAGUCAUCAAAAUCAGUGACACAAACUUUGAAAUCAUCACAACAUUAAAAGGCCAUUCAGGAAGCAUACGAAGCCUGGCAUGGGAUGCUGAAAAAAAGCUCCUGUUCUCUGGAAGUUUUGACCAGUCGAUUAUUGUGUGGGACAUUGGAGGACAACAGGGCACAGCGUUUGAGUUACAGGGACACCAUGAUAAAGUCCAGUCCAUAUUAUACAGUACCUCAUCGAAGCAGUUGGUGUCUGUUGGUGACGAUUGUAUGUUGGUAUUCUGGGCCAUGGAUGUCAAGAGACAGGAGACCCCAGAAUGGAAGGACGGCGACCAUUGUCAGAAAUGUGGGUCUCCAUUCUUCUGGAAUCUGAAGAAGAUGUGGGAUGAUAGAACUAUUGGAACAAGACAGCAUCAUUGCAGAAAGUGUGGUAAAGCGGUGUGUAACAAAUGCAGCCAGAACCGCACAUCGAUACCAGUCAUGGGCUACGAGUUUGACGUGAGAGUGUGUGAGGAGUGUAGCAAAUUAGUUUUGGAUGAGGACCGUGUUCCCCUGGCAACAUUCCAUGACAGUCGACACAGUGUGACGUACAUGCAUCUUGAUGAGUUCCGCAAGAUUCUCCUCACUGUUGGUAAGGACAGGGUGAUGAAGUUGUGGGAUAUCAGCAGUGUCUUACACUAAACACUUCGUCGAUUGGAUUGUUCUGUUCUUCAAGGACCGCAUCUCACGCUUUCCGAUGUCCAAGGGGUUACACCCUGUGUCACUGUGAUUUAAACCACAAUCUGUGCUUCAACUGUCACCUCUGUUGAUAUGAAGAUGACAAUUCAUGACUUCUAAACCAAUAUGAUAAAAAAAUUAUUGUUAAAACACUUCUUCAAACAAAGCCUUAGUUGACAUAUUGUUGAUUUUUCAGUCUUUUGGGUGGACACUUUGUGAGCGAGAUAUCAGUUGGUGCAAAUUUCACAAAGGCAUUUAGGGAGUUGAUUUUAAGAAUUAUCAUUGUCGUUCUGGUAUUGACUGCAUUGAGAGUAAAGAUUUUAGUCAAUUUUAGACCUUAGAACCCUGGGUUCCCCAGAGGUACCCACCUCCGUACCUUAGGUUCCUGGGGUAUUGAGAGGGUAUUUGAAAAGAAUCUAGAAUAAAAACUAGAGGAGAAAAACCUUCCAAGUAAAGUUUGUGAUGAUCCUCUAGCUUUCCUCUAUCUAUUAAAAAAGAGUUCUGAAUGAAAGAAGACGCCCCCCAUUUCUUUAAAACGGAGGCGAAAAUGCGAGUGGUGGUCACUUUCUUGACAUUUUUACCGAAAUCGGCUCUUUCCCAGCCCUAGGCACCCUGCUGGGCUGCCCUUUGAAAAGAUUUGUCUGCUUGACUGGCGUCCGUAACAUGCUGAGCGAUGGGAGAGACAUCCUGUGGUAGGUGGCAGAACUAAUACUCGUUCAGUAGCUGAUAGUAAUGGGCCUAACCAUUUGGUACCAAAACUGGCCGCUCGGAUAUAUGUGCCUCUUGUCAGCAGCACAGAAACCGGCCCCUCCAGGUUCUAGGGGUUAAGAUAUAGUAUCCAUUCUGUAAUUGUAAAUAACCCUUUUGGACAAAAUGGUCAAUAUCAUCAACAAAUCUCUUCUGAAUGGAGGCCAGUCUUAUCUAUAAUACAGUACAAUUUUGUAAAAAAAUCCUGAUGAUGAUACGCCAUGACAUUUUAAAAUUUUUUUAGCUCACCUGUGAAGUAAAACGGAGCUAAGUUUCUGUUUGAUGGUAUUCGUCUUUUUUUUCAUCCAUCUAUCAAUACAAUCAAUCCCCUUGGUCAUUAGUCAUAUUUUCAAAAAUAUCCACAGCAAUUCUUGUGAAAAAGACAGUGUCAUACCUCUUGUUACGCCAUGAAAAAAGGGCUUGUUUCAAAAGUAACAAAAAAAUUGUCUCCUUCAAAGACUACCUUUAAAGCGGUUCUCACGAUGACUUAACAAGAACACAUCACUACUAUAAUUGACGAGUUGCACUUAGCGUUGAACACCUUAAUAAGCCUGGUUUUACCUCUACUGUCAUCCAUUAUCAACUGACAUGAUGUAGUUUUACACAAGGGAGGUUAAUAGGUAUGUUUGAGUACUUUGAAUAAAGUCAUUGCGACAAUAUCAUGCA
Messenger RNA from Lineus longissimus, 2695 nucleotides. Its product is annotated as WD repeat and FYVE domain-containing protein 2-like. The transcript has 12 exons. Gene Ontology annotation, cellular component: early endosome. Lineage: Eukaryota; Metazoa; Nemertea; Pilidiophora; Heteronemertea; Lineidae. Bases 20 to 1246 code for a protein of 408 amino acids. Gene Ontology annotation, molecular function: metal ion binding; protein binding. The record is from RefSeq and is a predicted model, not a curated record.